AUGAGGUUUACUGCAGCCAGGCAGAUAGGGGAAAUUGCCAAAUCACAUCCUCAGGACCUGAAUUCUCUGUUGAGCAAGGUGUCCCAAUAUCUGCACAGUAAAAAGUGGAUACCAGGGAUGCUGCAGCUCAUGGGAGCUAUUACUGAGAAUGUAAAACAUACAUCUUUGACUGAGCUCUCUAAAAGUUUUGAAAUGAAAAUUUCAGAAGCUGGGAUUUCUGGCACCUUUACCGACAUCUUGACUUGGCCUAACCGCAAUCCUGAAAAUUCAACAAACACAGACCUACCUCUUCCUGUUGGAUUACGAGGAAGACCUUGA
This is a messenger RNA of Fraxinus pennsylvanica, 318 nucleotides long. The record is from the annotation of a GenBank genome assembly. NCBI's taxonomy places the organism in Eukaryota, Viridiplantae, Streptophyta, Magnoliopsida, Lamiales, Oleaceae.